This is a messenger RNA of Dufourea novaeangliae, 3003 nucleotides long. RefSeq names its product vacuolar protein sorting-associated protein 28 homolog (gene Vps28). The transcript has 5 exons. Gene Ontology annotation, biological process: protein transport to vacuole involved in ubiquitin-dependent protein catabolic process via the multivesicular body sorting pathway. Gene Ontology annotation, molecular function: protein-containing complex binding. Gene Ontology annotation, cellular component: ESCRT I complex. The record is from RefSeq and is a predicted model, not a curated record. Bases 56 to 2512 code for a protein of 818 amino acids. Lineage: Eukaryota; Metazoa; Arthropoda; Insecta; Hymenoptera; Halictidae.
CGGAAACAUGGCGGCGAGUUCUCCAACGGUCCGGUCCGACUGUUGAACAUCGAAUAUGAACCAGGCAGGAACACGUGAACCGAACGGAAGCGGGAGCCAAGAGCCGAGGAAACCGAGUCACGUGAGACGAUUGAAUUUCGGCCAGUCGAUUCUAACCUUAAACGUGGUGAGGCAGUUCCACGGACAAAAAGACGGCGCGCUGUUGUUAGAUGGUAACGUGGCCACGAUACCGUGCACAGAAAAGGGUGAGUUUGUACGAAAAUGGAUCGAGGCUCACAGAGAUCGUGUGCCCGAGUCGGACGAAUCGGCAUCCACGUCGACCGUGUCUCCUGUUCUGGGUCUGGCCUCGACGAAACGCGUGAUGGGAUCGCCGAUUGUUGGUAACAAUCGGAAACGAGCCAGGAUGAAAGAUCGUUUCAACGAUGACGGAAUAGAGAACAGACAAAGGGGACGUACAAAUGAGUCGUCGAGUCGAAUCGGUAAAGAUGCGCGUCAUUUGUCCGACAAAAAUUGGAAAUACACGGCAGGCUAUGUAGAUGAGAGGAAAGAAAACGUGAGAAGAAAUUUGUUUCGCCCAGAACCAGUGACUGAUACUUUCGACUCGACUGAAGUUGUCGUGUCGCCUGUACUCCAUGAAAAGCCCUAUUUUGACAAAAGAGGAAGAAAAUCGUGCACGGACGAAGGCUCGGUAAGGAAGAUUCUGGAUCGGAUUGAGAACAAGCGUACCGACAGGGAGGAGGACUUCUCGUCCUUGCAAUCGAAGCUGUGCGACGCGACGAACGUGUCGCCCAUUCUCGAUAGAAACUCCUAUUGUCGAGGGAGGAAACGGCGAUUACGAAAGCGGAAGAAUACGCAAAAAACCGUUACGGGAGUAAAGGAAGGCGACGCUUACUUGGACGCAAAUAUGAAUUCUAUGAUGUACAAUCUAGGCAAUGUAUCGCAGUUACCGAGUAAAUGUAACAUUCUCUGUACUCAAAAGCGACGUAGAUUGGUCAGAAAGUUAGAGGACAGUUUGCGGAAGGACGAUUUCGAAUUGUCCGCAAACAGAGAUUCGAAAAUCUCCGAAGACUCGACCGAGUCCGAGCUGCCAAUCACGGUGAUGCAGUUGAACAUCGAGGACAGUCCAAGAGAUACGAAAGACCUAGUGAAAAUGGAAAUAGAGUCUGUUAAUGAGGACUACAAUUCUCAUAAAGAUUCCCUAAGUGUGCACACUGACACAGAUGAGAAGGAUCUGAGCAUUCGGAUAGAGGACGUGGACACGCAGGAUUUGGUUCCAGUCGUUGCCGUCCAAAAUCAUGGCGUGAUAUGUUCUUUGUCUCAGUUACCUCCGUCAUCUACUUCUGUCUGCUCGUACACAUCCAAUAAGGAUUCCGAUAAGACCUUUUUCUCAAAAGUGGAACAGGAACGAUCCUCGCAUCCCGAGGUGGGUCCGUCCCAAAAGAUAUCACAAAUUUCCUCACAAGUCAAUGAACCGGAGGACAAUAAAUCAACCCUUACUGGAAUUAUUAUUAGCACGGAAACAUCGCCACAUCGAACCUAUAGCAAUCCACCAAUGCAGUUCAGUCUUUUAGACUCUGGCAAGAAGAGGAGAAAACCGAAAAAGGGAAGUUUGACGGAGAAGCUGCAGUCAACGAUCAACAGGCAAGUGUCGUUUGUACGUAUAUGGAGGCAUCAGAUCAAACAAGCAAUAAAGGACAAUGCCCGUCUGCCGUGUGUCACCGUUUACGCGCGUGUGUGCGUGACCCGUUUCAGCCGACAGUUUCUGGAUGGUAUCGCGAUCGAAGAUCCCUUCGAUCUGCUGCCCCGUCGAGAAACGAACGAUUCUCCGAGAUUCAUUAAAAUCAUGGCGAUUCCUGAAAUCGUUGGGAUAAUAAUGUCGGUAACCCAAGAUCGACCAGAACUCUACGAGGAGGUGAAACUGUACAAGAAUGCCAGAGAAAGGGAAAAACACGACAACCAGGCGGAUUUGUAUGCUGUCGUGAACACUUUACAGCAUCUGGAGAAGGCUUACAUCCGUGACUGUGUCACGCCGAAAGAAUACACAGCUGCUUGCAGCAAACUGUUGGUGCAAUACAGGGCUGCCUUCAAACAGGUGCAGAGCGAUCAGUUCCCUACCAUAGACGCUUUUGCCAGAGCAUUCCGUUUGGAUUGCCCGGCCGCUUUGGAGAGAAUCAAAGAGGACAGACCUAUCACGAUCAAAGACGACAAGGGCAAUACGUCCAAAUGCAUCGCUGACAUCGUGUCUCUGUUCAUCACCCUGAUGGACAAACUACGACUGGAGAUCAGAGCUAUGGAUCAGCUGCAUCCAGAUUUAAGAGAUUUAAUGGACACUAUGAAUCGGCUGAGUAUAUUACCGAGCGAUUUCGACGGUAAAGAAAAAGUCGCGGAAUGGCUGCAGACUCUGAACAAUAUGUCCGCGUCCGACGAACUGUCCGACACGCAAGUAAGGCAACUGAUCUUUGACCUGGAAACAUCGUACAACGCUUUUAAUAAAGUCCUUCAUAAUUCCUAAUAACGAUAGUACAGUUGUAUCGUGCGGCACCAGUGCCAUCAUAUCGUGUACCAUUUGUUGCUUUCGUGUCGCUCGCGAGCGGCACGAUCAAAGGUUUCGCGAUGCACACGCGAAAUCUUUCCUCGAUUUUAAUGGAAAUAAAUUCAAUCGCAUCACACGCUUGCGAAUCUAUUCAAACAUGUGCAGUGACCACCGACGAGGUAUAAGAAUUGAUCUUUCAUCUUAUGAGAGUUGGUCCACCUAAAUUGUAGUACUGACACCUUAAAAAGCCUGUUAUUUUAGAGACCUCUACGUUAUAAGAACGGUGAAUCUACGGUGGGUAGUGACACUAAAAUGGAAAUGGGGUUAUGUUGCCCCAGCAAAGUGGGUCGAAGAAAUACAUUGGGUAAAAGGUCUAUUCUUAUACCUCGUCGGUGGUAGUGACACACAAAUAUGUAUCCUCGGUUCCUUGUACAACACUACCACGAAGCAAACUAAUAAAAUAAUUUGUG